AUGAGAUUCACGGCCCCCUUCGCCCUCUUCGCGCUUGCCGCGGCUGCGCCUACCCCCGAGGCCUCCAAGAGCGCCGCUGACAACCUGCUGUCAUCCAUCUCGUCUUUGGACCUCGCCCAUGACGAUGUUGUUCUGUAUGGCGUCAACGGCGAAUACAAGGUCAUCAAGGAGGCCGAUUUCCAGAACCUCACCGAUGCUGGCACUCUGAUCUACGGCGGUGACGAGGUCAAGGCUCGUAGCCUCCCCGAUGCUCUGGCAUCCCUUGAGGCUCGGGACUGCGAUGGACGCAACGUCGAGUACGAAAUCACCAGCCAAGCCAACUUCCUCGACUGGGAUGUCCAGAUCUCCCCCGUCAUCGGAGCCCAGCAGGCCCCUGUCACCAUCGCUGUCGCACGCGGCUACCAGGUUGCCAACUCCAUCACCAUCGGAGAGACCGCCGGAAUCUCUGCCGAGGGCCUUUCUGUCAGUCUCAAGAUCGACUACCAGACGACCUGGACCACCAGUGAUACCACGACCAUCACCUACACCGUCCCCACCGGACAAUACGGCGUCAUUGUCAGCCAGCCUUACGUCCACCGCAUGUAUGGCACCGCCUACAGCUCGUGCGGCACGGGCGGUGGAACGACGGAGAACUGGCAGUCCACUACCCACACGAGCCAGACCUACGCCAGCAUGAACUGGGUCACUGGUGUCUUCCGCCUCUGUGCGAACAAGAACUACCCUGUUCCUUUCUGCAACGGCCAGGGCUCUCAUAAAUAA
Molecule: messenger RNA, 759 nt
Organism: Colletotrichum karsti
Lineage: Eukaryota; Fungi; Ascomycota; Sordariomycetes; Glomerellales; Glomerellaceae
Exons: 1
Coding region: 1-759 (252 amino acids)
Source: RefSeq, a predicted model, not a curated record